This is a messenger RNA of Lynx canadensis (Canada lynx), 607 nucleotides long. RefSeq names its product translation initiation factor IF-2-like. Lineage: Eukaryota; Metazoa; Chordata; Mammalia; Carnivora; Felidae. The transcript is spliced from 2 exons. The coding region runs from base 1 to 549 and encodes 182 amino acids. The record is from RefSeq and is a predicted model, not a curated record.
AUGAAGCCCACGCUCAUGACCGCGGGAAGGGGCUCGGCGCCGCCCGGGAGCAGCACGAGGCCGGGCCGACAGAGCCCCCAGAGACCCGCGCGCGCCCCGGAAGCCGGACCCGCGGAGCUUCCGGCGGCUUCGGGACCCCUCCCCACUGCCUCCGCGGCAGACGGCGCCGCGCGCCACGCGAGGGCGGCCAAUCCGCGGCCAGAAGCUCGACGGACCAAUCCGCGGCCAGAACCUCGGGCGGACCAGUCCGCGGCCGGGAGCUCGGGCCGUGUGCCCGCCCCUUGCGUCCGGGAUUGGGCGGUCGGAACCUCCGGAGCGGAGGCCGGAAGUCGUGUCCCCAGCUGGCGUGCACACACCAGCGGGCAGAGCGUCCCCCGUGGGAACCGAGACUUCCCCCUGGAGCGCAGGGACCGCCCUGAGCCUGGUGCCCGACCCCAAGACCGUGGUGACCUGACCUUCACUGCCCACCUGCUCGGACCCACGACCUGUGUCCCACACUUUCUUUAUAUGAACCUGGACGUGCUUUGGAGCACGUCUUUGAGACCCUAGUCUGCGGUCUCCGGGUGGUGGUCUCACCGAAAUAAAUUCCUUUCCCGUUUCCCCACCA